Messenger RNA from Amblyraja radiata (thorny skate), 1692 nucleotides. RefSeq names its product alanyl-tRNA synthetase domain containing 1 (gene aarsd1). The transcript is spliced from 12 exons. The record is from RefSeq and is a predicted model, not a curated record. NCBI's taxonomy places the organism in Eukaryota, Metazoa, Chordata, Chondrichthyes, Rajiformes, Rajidae. Bases 60 to 1298 code for a protein of 412 amino acids. Gene Ontology annotation, biological process: regulation of translational fidelity; alanyl-tRNA aminoacylation. Gene Ontology annotation, molecular function: ATP binding; Ser-tRNA(Ala) deacylase activity; nucleic acid binding.
CUCACCGUAGCCGGGGCCGCGCCUGCGCCGUGUCCGUCAGUGAGUGAGUGAGCGGCGCCAUGGCGUUUGUGUGUCAGAGAGACAGCUACUUGCGGGAGUUUGAAACCACUGUGGUGUCGUGUACGGCAGCAGAAUUGAAAACCUUAUAUAAUGGGAAAAAGGAAACUCUGAAAGGUUUCGACGUGAUCCUGGAGGACACGGUGCUAUUUCCGGAGGGAGGUGGACAGCCAGAUGACCAUGGGUUCAUUAAUGAUAUCCCUGUGUUAAGAGUGAUGCGGAAUGGAGCUGAGGCGGUUCACUUUGUACAGUCACCCUUGGAGCCGUUGUCCAAGGUUCAGCUGAAAGUCGACUGGGAGAGGCGAUUCGACCACAUGCAGCAACAUUCAGGGCAACAUUUAAUUACACCCCUAGCAGAUUCGAUGUUUGGAUAUAAAACAACCUCAUGGGAGCUGGGUCGGCAGCGUGGUUACAUUGAACUAGAUACACCUUCUAUGUCUGCCGAGCAGAUCGAAGCUCUGGAGAAGGCAGUAAAUGAGAAAAUAAGACAGCACAUUCCUGUCAAUGUACGAGCCCUAUCUUUGGAUGAUCCAGAGCUAGAACAGGUUAGAGGUGGGGAUUUACCAGAUGAUCAUGCAGGUCCAAUCCGAAUUAUUGAUAUUGUAGGAAUUGAUGCAGAUAAGUGUUGUGGAACACACGUAUCGAAUCUCAGUCACCUACAGGCUAUUAAACUGUUAGGGACAGAAAAAGGGAAGAAGAAAAAAAUUAACUUGGUUUUCCUCGCUGGGAACAGAGUGUUAAAAUAUGCGGAGAAAAGUUUUACAAUGGAAAAAGCAUUAACAUCACUUCUCAAAAAUGGACCAGAGGAGCAUCUUGAUGUUGUGGAGAAGCUGCAAAGAUCUGUCAGAUUGCUACAGAAGAAUAACGUGAGCCUGCUGAAGGAUUUGGCUCUGUUGACAGCACAGAGCUUUAAGAGUGAUCCAAACAAGGGCAAGAUAUUUGUUAUGCAUAGGAAAGAAGGGGACAGUGAUUUUAUGAACAUUAUAGCAAAUGAAAUUAGCACUGAGGUCGUGCUGCUGUUCCUAACAGUUGGAGAUGAAAAAGGAGCAGGAUUAUUCCUGUUAGCAGGUCAAGUGGAUGCUGUUGAAGCAUUAGGGCCAAAAGUUGCUGAAACCCUUGAUGGAAAAGGUGCUGGAAAACAGGGUCGUUAUCAGGGGAAAGUAAACAAGAUGAGCAAACGGCCAAAAGUGGAAGCCCUCCUGCAGCAAUACGUGUGCAAGCCGGACACACAAGAGGAGUGAAUUUACACACUCAGCAUUGAUGUAAAUUUAAAUGUAGGGCGUUUUAAGCUUAUUUAAAAAUGUCCUUUUCUAAGCAAUAUAUAUAGAUUUAUAUAUAUGUACACAGUCCUACAGUGUGAUUCUUCUCACAGCCAAGCUUGUAAAUUUGAUGUCAGUACAAAAUUGGCUCUGGCGGCAAGUGAGGUUACCUUGGGACAGUGCUGUUCUCCCCCCUGGCCCUGGAUUCAGGCCGUGUUUACACUGUAACUACCGGUCAAUGAGGCGUGAACCUGCCUUUGCACCAGAAAUAUAAUGGGAAUGAGUGUAUCUGCAAUCACUCCAUUCACUGCUGAACAAAAGCUUUUAAUCUUGACUUCUGGUGCAGUAAAUAAAAUGUUUCUUUCACAUGGUGAAA